GACUCACCCGCUCCACCCACUCAAGCGCACGACAGUCAUGCUUUGUGCAGCAGCAGCUAAAUUAAUUUACGGCAGUGUGGCAACGUCGAGGAAGUGGGUGCGAGUCGAAGAAAAAAAAAAGAACUGUGUUGCUUUUCUUGAGCUGUGUACUAGUUUCGCUAUAAUACUACAUGUGUGGGUCAGUCACUGGCACUCCACACCACGAAAUAGGGGAAAAUUAAGAAGAAUUCACUAUCGUCGGAGUUUUGUGAGAUUUGGAAAUCUUAGCUUGCUAGCUACAUUGCUAGCCAAACUAAACAUUAAAGCUUUGCUAGCUAGUUGGAGAAGCGACGCCUGUCCACCGCGGGUUAAAGUGACACAACCUACCCAAAAGCGCAAUGCUGGUGACCGUAUUCUGCGCUCCGAGGGACCGCCCGGAAAUAACAUUUUCCUUGGACGUGUCACCUGAGCUCGAAGUGAGGGACUUUGUGGCUCUGUGUGAAUUAGAAUCUGGAAUACCGGCUGCGGAAAUACAGAUAUCCUACGCAGAACAGCCCUUGCAGGACCCCACCCGUGCCCUUGGGACGUACGGGCUGAAGGACGGGGACGUGGUGGUGCUCCGGCAGGCAGAACGACGGGCGCCGCCGCCCCAGCCCUCUUUCCCAGGCCUCCCCCGCAUAGACUUCAGCUCCAUCGCGGUCCCGGGCACCUCCUCGGGGCGUCGGCCCCCCUCGCAACAGCAGAGACAAAGCCAAAAUACGCAAGAGCGGCAGCAGCAGCAGCAGCCACAGCAGCCGGAGCAAGCUCCUGUCCCUCCCCCGCCCCCUUCUCUUACAGGCUCCGCCUCCUCUCCGCAGGGAUUGGAUGACCCCGCUCUGCUCCGAGAGAUGCUGCUGGCUAAUCCACACGAACUGUCGCUACUGAAGGAGAGGAAUCCCCCAUUGGCUGAAGCCCUGCUGAGCGGAGACUUGGAGCGCUUCACCAAAGUGCUGCUGGAGCAGCAGCAGGAGCGAGCGCGCAGAGAGCAGGAGAGGAUCCGGCUGCUCACUGCUGAUCCCUUCGACCUGGAGGCCCAGGCCAAGAUAGAGGAGGACAUCAGGCAGCACAACAUCGAGGAGAACAUGACCAUCGCCAUGGAGGAGGCCCCCGAGAGCUUCGGCCAGGUGGUCAUGCUCUACAUCAACUGCAAGGUCAACGGCCACCCCGUCAAGGCCUUCGUCGACUCAGGGGCCCAGAUGACGAUCAUGAGCCAGGCGUGUGCGGAGCGAUGCAACAUCAUGCGUCUGGUGGAUCGGCGCUGGGCGGGCAUCGCCAAGGGCGUGGGCACCCAGAAAAUCAUCGGCAGGGUGCAUCUAGCCCAGGUCCAGAUUGAGGGGGACUUCCUGCCCUGCUCCUUCUCCAUCCUAGAGGACCAGCCCAUGGACAUGCUGCUGGGGCUGGACAUGCUGAAGAGACACCAGUGUUCCAUCGACCUGAAGAAGAGCGUGCUCCUCAUCGGCACCACGGGCUCGGAGACGCGCUUCCUGCCGGAGGCGGAGCUUCCCGAGUGCGCCCGGCUGGCCUACGGGGCGGACAGCCGCGAGGACACGCAGCCCGAGGAGAUCGCCGACCGCGAGCUGGCCGAGGCGCUGCAGAGAUCCGUGCAGGAGAGCGAGCAGCAGUGAUGCAUGUGGACAGACAGCUGGAGAGGGGGCCGCUGAGCAGAUACUGAAGAUGGACAAACUACCUCACCACCAGUCCAACCGUGCCCUCUAUCCCCCCCUUCUGACAAAACCUCCCUCCUGCCCUCCCCUUCCCCCGGCCACCCCCAGAGCCCCGCCCUGGACAGGUCUCAGUCUGCCCCCGCCUCUCUGCUCCCCCACCCGCCACAGGGGGCGUCUGCUUCAGGGUCCAGCCAAAGCCAUCCUCCUUCCUAUGGUCUCCCCGGACCUGCACCACCGGUCCCAGCGACCCCGGAGACCCCAGAACCAGAGGCCCCGCCCCAGGCCCCUCCUCCUCCCACAGCAGGCCCCUCCCCCCUACCCCUACCCCUGCCCCCUCCCGCCUCCCUGGACCUCCCCACAUCCGCUCCAAAGGUUUCU
Messenger RNA from Anguilla rostrata (American eel), 2060 nucleotides. RefSeq names its product DNA-damage inducible protein 2 (gene ddi2). Gene Ontology annotation, biological process: proteolysis. Lineage: Eukaryota; Metazoa; Chordata; Actinopteri; Anguilliformes; Anguillidae. The transcript is spliced from 10 exons. Gene Ontology annotation, molecular function: aspartic-type endopeptidase activity; protein binding. The coding region runs from base 378 to 1643 and encodes 421 amino acids. The record is from RefSeq and is a predicted model, not a curated record.